CUAUAUGAAUUCAGCUAGAGAAGUGUAGUUAUAUUAUAUGGCUAUCAACAAGAUCUGGCAACAGCACUUGAAUAUACAGUUAUUGCAUAAAUAAAUAAUGUUAAAGUACGCGAUGUAAACCGAAAAAUGGGUGUUAUCUUCCCUGAGACAUCACAAUAUACUUUCGUGUCAUUGUCAGGCUUGGACGCUGCUACUUGACAGGUUCCUGAAGAUGUCUUCUCUGAAAAGUUACCAUAAUCCCGAUCCUUUGGUGCAGUAUUGUGUAAAUCAUUCAUUGAGAUUAACCGACGCGCAAAAACGACUGAAUGAUGUAACUCUGCAGCACCGUAGAGCGGCGAUGUUGGGGGCACCUGAGGUUCUGCAGCUCAAUGCCAACAUAAUGCAGGCUAUCGGGGCAAAGAAAGUACUAGACAUUGGGGUGUUCACAGGCGCCAGUUCACUCUCUGCUGCUCUGGCACUGCCUCCGAAUGGCAAGGUCUACGCCCUUGACAUAAGUGAAGAGUUUGCCAACAUAGGCAAACCGUUCUGGGAGGAAGCUGGAGUUAUCAACAAGAUCAGUCUGCACAUCGCUCCAGCUGCUGAGACUCUCCAGAAGUUCAUUGACGGCGGAGAAGCUGGCACCUUCGACUAUGCUUUCAUUGAUGCCGACAAAGGGAAUUAUGAGCUGUACUAUGAACUUUGCCUCACUCUCUUGCGCUCUGGUGGAGUCAUCGCCUUCGACAACACACUUUGGGAUGGAGCUGUGAUUGACCCCACUGAUCAAACCCCUGGCACAGUGGCUAUUAGGAAAAUUAACGAAAAACUGAGAGAUGACCAGAGAAUCAAUAUUUCCUUCCUGAAAAUUGGUGACGGCGUGACUCUAUGUUUUAAAAAAUGAAUAUUUUUUCCACCUGAUAGGCACACAUCUUCCGCAGUAGUAAAUUCAUGUUUCAGGAGAAUGCUGAUGACGUUGACAAUGAUUGGACAAUUUGACCCCCAAUACAGUACACGUAUGAAAUGUUUUUAAAUCAUUUGCCUGUCAUUUACUGCCCCAUCAUGCAGCGUGUGUCAAAAAACAUCGUCCAUUGUCACGGAUUUUACGGAUGAUCAUUAUAAAAACACAUUUGAGAGCGGGUGCACUGUACGUGUGAAUGCGUGAGUAUGGAUCUCAUUUCUCACAGAUGUUCCGUGGCAGGAUUUGAUCUAAAAUAAGACCUGCGACUAACUUUAAUUGUAGUUUUCAUCUGUUCAGUUGCAGCUUGUCAGAACUACUGCAUAUUACUAUCUUUUAUUGACCUAUAUGUAAAUGUAAGAACAACCACACGCACACUAUAUAUUCUCUGAAUAAAAAUCUACGUUCUC
Messenger RNA from Penaeus monodon (black tiger shrimp), 1341 nucleotides. Its product is annotated as probable caffeoyl-CoA O-methyltransferase 2. The transcript is spliced from 5 exons. NCBI's taxonomy places the organism in Eukaryota, Metazoa, Arthropoda, Malacostraca, Decapoda, Penaeidae. Gene Ontology annotation, molecular function: O-methyltransferase activity; S-adenosylmethionine-dependent methyltransferase activity. The coding region runs from base 212 to 877 and encodes 221 amino acids. The record is from RefSeq and is a predicted model, not a curated record.